Molecule: messenger RNA, 1214 nt
Organism: Prosopis cineraria
Lineage: Eukaryota; Viridiplantae; Streptophyta; Magnoliopsida; Fabales; Fabaceae
Exons: 3
Coding region: 166-1041 (291 amino acids)
Source: RefSeq, a predicted model, not a curated record
AAACGUCCACCUCGGACAGGUGGGUCCCUCCAACGCCCAGCAAAGCAUCGCUUUUUCUAUUUCCCCCCAUAAAUUGAAGCGUCGUGACUCCGGGAUUGCUCAGAUCUCAUUCUUCCGUUCAAACUCACGACACUGACAUAGAUAACGCCAGCCAGCAAUAUAAUCAUGCACAGAGGAUUGCCCUGGUUGCCGCCGCCGAUUACGUCCCAGGCCUCCGACGACGAACGCGACGACCUAGUAAUGAGCUUCGCAGACACGGUGUUCGGGUUUUUUGAGGACGAUCACUCCUCAUCCGACUCCGAUCACUCUCAGGAUGACGUCGACGAGGACGGCACCUUUUGCACCGCCAAAUUCGACAAGUCUUUCUGGGACGAACAACACCAACUUCUUCAGGCGACUUUGUGCAGGACGGGCUCAUUUGAGACCAAAAUUAGGCAGGCUACAAGGGCGGCUUUAAGAGGAUUAAGUACAUCGGGCAUGAAGUGCACUUGCCGGCGGCAAGAGGUGACGCAUAUGGGCUGCCGGAGUUGCUUGCAGAGAGAGAUUUGUUAUCGCCUUUUGGACCUUGGCUACAAUUGUGCCAUUUGCAAAUCAAAAUGGAGCAGUUCAUCAAAAAUCCCCUCGGGUGAACAUAAUUACCUGGAAGUGAUCGACAAUUCAAACAUUAAAAGAGAAGUGAGAGUGGUAAUCGAGUUGAACUUUCCCGGCGAGUUUGAGAUGGCCCGGGCUAACGAAGAGUAUAAGCGAUUAAUUAGCCGAUUACCGGAAGUUUAUGUGGGAAAAGUAGAGAGAUUACAAGUGUUAGUUAAGAUUUUGUGUUCAGCGGCAAAACAAUGCAUGAAAGAAAAGAAAAUGCACUUAGGACCAUGGAGGAAACGGAAAUACAUGCAAGCUAAGUGGCAGGGCACGUGUGAUAAGUCCAUGUCCAUGCCGCCGACCGGAUACUCAGGCCGCCCGCGAAGACCUAAAGCUUCCUUGCUCACCUGUGAUUUACUCGAAAACAUCCCUGACUUCCACCCAACUGUGGUUGGGGUCGUCUGAUCGGAUCUUCUACCCUCUCUUGUGUUUGUCUUUAUUAUAUAGCUAUGUAUAUGAUAUAAAUUGCCGUACGCAUGAUGAAUGAGAUUGAGUUUAACAGUAGUUGAGUUGUUGGGGAAGUUUAGUUAACUCAUGAAGUUUUGUUUUAUAUAUAUUAAGCUUGUUUUGAUGAGCUA